AUGUUCCACGGCUUCGUGAUCUUGUUGAAACCUCUCACGAAAAGCAAUGAGUUGAUCGGAGACCCACGGAGACACUUUUCAAGAGAGGCUUUAGCAAGAUCAUGA
Messenger RNA from Spirodela intermedia, 105 nucleotides. The record is from the annotation of a GenBank genome assembly. Lineage: Eukaryota; Viridiplantae; Streptophyta; Magnoliopsida; Alismatales; Araceae.